Molecule: messenger RNA, 689 nt
Organism: Sinocyclocheilus rhinocerous
Lineage: Eukaryota; Metazoa; Chordata; Actinopteri; Cypriniformes; Cyprinidae
Product: sororin-B-like
Exons: 2
Biological process (GO): mitotic sister chromatid cohesion; positive regulation of exit from mitosis; double-strand break repair
Cellular component (GO): nucleus
Source: RefSeq, a predicted model, not a curated record
GCUCCAGCUGUGGCUGUGAAGCGGUCGAUCACGGUCAGGAAAAUUGCACCCAGGAAAACUCAGGCGCUGUGUGACAGUAACAAGGAGAAUGUGGAAAGAUUAUCUGAAGCAUCAGCGCCCAGCACAGCGGUCCUCUCGCCCAUCCUGCCUCCUUCGUCUCCGUCUGCGCAGCCCAAAGAACCGGAGCAGGACCCCGUUUGGCCCCAGAAAGUGCGGCGCUCCUACAGUCGCCUGAGUGUGGGGGACAGGUCCUGCGACAGCCCCAAAUCCCUUCCUGCACCGUCCACUCCUCCCAACACCCCAGAGACCCUGUUUGGGUUCGAGAGGCUUCAGACGCCAGAGGUGAUGCGUAAAGCAGAGGGAUCUCGACCGGCUCCUCUGGGCUCCAUGUGCUUCUCAGUGGGUUCCUUCAACAUCUCCGCUGCUGAUGACAGCGCGUCCAACCCUCCAGAGAUCGAUCCCAACAUCCCGGGGGUGUGUCUGGGGAAGAAGACGGCCAGGAGGAAGCGCGUACAGCAGAUAAAGGUGAGCAGGACAUGCUGAUAUAAACAUCUCAUGAAGUUUAAAGGUGAAGUGUGUAACUGUGUAUGCUCUUAAAGGAAUAGUUAAACCCAAAAAAUUAACACUUUCUGAAAAUUUACACACUUUCAGGUCAUCCGAGAUGUAGAUGAGUUUGUUUCUUCAUCAGG